Bursaphelenchus xylophilus (pine wood nematode) is the source of this 1993-nucleotide messenger RNA. The record is from the annotation of a GenBank genome assembly. Lineage: Eukaryota; Metazoa; Nematoda; Chromadorea; Rhabditida; Aphelenchoididae.
AUGGGUAAAAGCCAGGGGGUUCCAUUGUCGGAGCAGUUUCUGGAAUGGUUUCUCUUCAGAUUUCGAUGGAUUUUUGUGAUUUUCUUCAUUUUACCGGCGAGUCUGCUCUACGAUGGCUACUAUCUGAUCAGAAAUUACUUGAUAUUCAAGUUGAAUUCGGCUCCGAAGGCGCAUGAUCGGAAAGUGGCGGUUAUUCAGAAGCAGGUGAGAGCUGAUGCCUAGUGUAAUAUAAGGUUGUUGUAGAUCCGUGAAUGGAACGAUGGAGGGAGGAAAAAGAAGCUGUGCACAGCUCGAGCUGGAUUCUUGACUAUGAGCUUCAGAUUUCCGAAAUAUAAGAAGGGGAUGCUCGGGAUCAAGACGGAUCAGCUGGUGGACAUCCUGGAGGUAAGAAUAAUAUGAGUUUUUUUUAACGGAAAGCGGGCUUUCUUGAUCUCCAGUUGUAGCACGGUGCUCUUUGUAAGGUUCAGGCCCAAUCUGACCUCGUUUUGUUACUGAAAAUUCUAUUAUACUACCUAAAAGCACCGAUUUUUUAAUGAAAUUAAUAUUUUUUCAGAUUGACACCGAAAAGCGCACAGUUCGAGUGGAGCCAAUGGUCACAAUGGGCCAAUUGACCAGAUUCCUGAUUCCCUUGGGUUACACUCUUCCCAUUGUCCCAGAACUGGACGAUCUUACAGUAGGAGGAAUGGUGAAUGGAUGUGGAGUAGAGUCAAGUGGAAGGAAGUAUGGCCUCUUCCAACACAUUUGCCUUCAAUUCGAGAUUGUGACGGCUACUGGAGAGUUGGUUAUAGCCAGAAAAGAUGGUUCGGAUCACCAAAGUCUGUUCUACGGGAUUCCCUGGAGUCACGGGACUCUCGGAUUCCUAGUAGCGGCGACUAUCAAGAUCAUUCCUUGUAAACCCUACGUCAAAUUGCAUUACAAACCGGUUAGAGGGUUGGCGGUAAGAUUUUUUGCAUUUAUUUUGUUAUAUUUUUUUCCAUGAAUAGUGAAAUUUUGUGGAGUUCAAUAAAAAAAAGAAAAUGCUAAAAUGUAAUGUAAUAUUUGCAGGAGAUCACAAACGUCCUUCGCGACUUUUCCACCACCCCAUCCAACGAAUUUGUGGAGGGUAUCUUGUAUAAUAAAGAGUCGGCUGUUAUCAUGAGUGGCCAGUUCGCCGAGGAGCCCCCAAAGAAUGGAACUCUGAACGCGAUUGGCAAAUGGUAUAAGCCCUGGUUCUUCAAGCACGUCGAGAACAUCCUCAACAAAAAUCAAGUGGGUUUGUCAAAAGUGUAAAAAGUAGUGUCAUGUGUAAUGUAAUUUUUUGUCCAAAAUUUGAUGUUUGAUAUUUCAGGAGGUUACGGAGUACAUCCCAUUGAGGGACUACUACCAUCGGCAUUCUAAAAGCAUAUUUUGGGAGUUGAGAGUGAGUGUUUGAAACUUGAUAUCAAUUUCUGACAUGAAUAAUAUAAUUUUGGGUCUAUUUUAGGAUCUGAUUCCAUUUGGAAACAAUGUAAUCUACCGGUACCUUCUCGGAUGGGCUCUCCCACCAAAAGUUUCGCUUCUGAAGUUGACAACUCCAGCUCCAAUCAGACGUCUUUACAAUCGUCAUCACAUAAUCCAAGACAUGCUGGUCCCACUGACUGCCCUCGAAGACUCGGUCGACCUGUUUGAUAAGGAAGUUGGAUGCUACCCGAUCUGGUUGUGCCCGUUUAAUCUCCCAUCCAUGCCUGGAUUACUAAGAAAUCGAACCGGGGCCAACGUUUUAUUUGUUGAUGUUGGAGUAUAUGGAAAUGCAGAAAGGAAGGGAUACGAUCCAAGAGAGACCACCAGAAAGCUGGAGAAGUUCGUUCGAGAUGUGAAAGGGGCUCAGAUGUUGUAUGCGGACACGUAUAUGACAGCUGCAGAGUUCUGGGAGAUGUUUGACAACACCUUGUAUGACUGGUUGAGAGUAACAUACGACUGCCAAGAUGCCUUCCCAAAUGUCUUUCAGAAGGUCUGCAGAGAAGCCAGGGAGUAG